AUGAACAUUUUCGAAACGACAGAGACCUUGCCCACCGUCCCAGAUAACCUUUCCAUCCCACAAUUCUUUCUUGACUAUCAUGGAAACGAACAGCUUGUAACCAAUGGCCAGCCUGUCCAAGGCUUAGAACCCAAUCCCUGGUUCAUAGAGGAAAGGACCGGCCGCAAAAUCGGUUUAGCUGAAAUUCGGCGUCGCAGUUUCGGGCUUGCGAAUGCAAUAAGCAUUCGAUACAACAUUGCUUCGGCAGUGCUCAUAUUUAGUCGAAAUCAUGUUGAUUAUCCCAUUGCUAUCUGGGCAGUUCACCGUGUGGGAGGAAUUGUAUCAGGGGCGAAUCCGGACUUUGUUAGCAAUGAACUACUCUAUCAAAUCCAAGUUUGCAAUGCGAAGCUCAUUCUAGUGCAUCCGGACGCACUAGAAACCGCUGUUACAGCUGCACGUUCCGCUGGGAUCGCCUUAGACCGUGUUAUAGUAUUUGAUGUUGACUCAAAGAAUGCACCUAAAGGUUUCCAAACCGUUUCAAAUCUGGUUUGGGAAGGCCUUAAUCGACCAAGUAACCUCGUGGAACCUAAAAUAGACGCCAGGACGAAGCUUGCUUUUUUAAGCUUUUCAUCUGUUGUGAACCUCUUUUUGCAGGCGGUCGCAAUCCCCCAUUUUUCUGUAAUCAUAAAUGUGAUUCAAAUGGCAAUCCAUUUCAAGGUUUUCCAAGAGUCUGCGCCUUGGCACGAGCGUCGUUUCAGGCCUGGGGAUAUUUCCAUCGGAGUCUUACCCAUAUAUCAUAUUUACGGGCUUGUCCUGAAUGUACGUGUGCUCAGGAUACUCUUCUUUCACAUGUCUCUUGUUCUCGUGGAGAAAUUCAAUUUUGUUGACAUGCUCAGGAAUAUUGACCGCUAUCGUAUAUCACACUUAAUGCUAGUUCCUCCGCAUAUUGUGCUUUUCUGCAAGCAAACUGAACUUCUCAAAGAUUAUGCCCUUGACAGUGUUCGAUUCAUCAUGGUUGGAGCUGCCCCGCUCUCAAAUGAAGUAAACAAUCAGUUAUUUAAUAUAUUCCCGGAGGCUCAUAUUGGUCAAGCCUACGGAAUGACUGAGACGUGCACAUCGGUCAGUGCUUUUCCCAUCUCGAAGAAGCGAGGGAGUGCGGGAAGCGCUGGUUUGCUGAAGCCAGGUGUUCGCGCUCGAAUCCUCAAGGAAGAUGGGACUUUUGGUACCUUCAACGAGCCAGGAGAACUAUACAUCUGGAGCCCUUCUAAUGCGUUAGGUUAUUAUAACAACGAACAAGCUACGAGAGAAACCUUUAUAGAUGGAUGGGUGCGAACUGGAGAUGAAGCCAAGAUAGACCGAAACAUGGAAUUGUGGAUCAUGGAUCGAAUGAAAGAAAUUAUGAAAGUACGAGGCUUCCAAGUUGCACCGGCUGAACUAGAAGGGUGCAUCUUAGACCAUCCCGAUGUGAACGAUGCUUGUGUUGUUGGUAUUCCAGACGAUUACAGUGGUGAAGUUCCGUUAGCGUUCGUAGUACUCAAACCGGAAGCUGCCCAAAGAGCCAUAAGUAGUAUCGAAGAAAGUGCAAGAGUGAAGGCUUCGAUUCAGAAGCACGUUUCCGACAAUAAGGUCUAUUACAAGCGACUAGCAGGAGGGGUCGAGAUUGUGACGACUAUACCCAAGAAUCCCAGUGGAAAAUUACUGCGUCGUGUGCUACGAGAAAAGGCCAAAGCUUUGAAGAAACCAACACCAAAACUCUGAAGCCGUAAAAUAUUGUCAGGAAUCAUUGGGAGAUAUGGCGUUAGAAUUGUAUAUCCCUUUUGCUUGUUCAACGUUCCUUGUGAUUUUGCAAUGUAUCAUAAUAUAGGCUAUGCAU
Lentinula edodes (shiitake mushroom) is the source of this 1852-nucleotide messenger RNA. RefSeq names its product phenylacetyl-CoA ligase. The transcript is spliced from 19 exons. The record is from RefSeq and is a predicted model, not a curated record. Gene Ontology annotation, molecular function: CoA-ligase activity. Gene Ontology annotation, biological process: secondary metabolic process. The coding region runs from base 1 to 1737 and encodes 578 amino acids. Lineage: Eukaryota; Fungi; Basidiomycota; Agaricomycetes; Agaricales; Omphalotaceae.